AUCGAAUUCAAAUCCACAAACCAAACUACCCUUAUUUUGUUCUCUCCUCCACUAAUGUUCACACAAAAAGACCAUGAAACCCCACAUUCCCAUCAAAACAAAACACAACCUCCUUUCUCUUUCUGGCUCUGUCCCUUCAUGCCCUCCCAUUUUGCAAGCUGUAAAAAAGAGGUAAUGCCUUAGUUAGCCUUUACCCCACCACACCUUAUUAUUCCUUCUCCCACAGACAAAUGGUUUCAGCUUAACUGCAAACAAAAGAAACUUCCUUCUUCCCCACCUUCACAAAGCUCCAUCCUCUCAACAUUGGCCUGGUAUUGAAGUCUUCCUCAAAAGCUCCAAACUUACAUCGAGCCCUUCUCAUAACAUGGUCCCCCUUCCAGAAUUUCUAGCAAUGUCACAGUUUGCUCUUCUGGGUUUUGUGUUUUGCAGGCAUGGCAGGAAGACUAUCAUAACCGCUGCUGCUAUGGAUUUUGGUGUUGAGACUUUGAGCUUGUGAAAAGGGGAAAAGGGAAGAACUUUGUUUUGUCUAAGGUUUUUAAUUACUAAUUAGAUAACAAUAAUAGUAAUAUAUUAGUACAAAGAAUGCCAGUUCCUCUUGCACCUUAUCCAACUCCACCAGUUGCUCCAUAUAAUCCUCCUCCUCCACCUCCUCCAGCUGCUGCUGCCAAUGGUGGACAAAGCCAGCUAGUGUGUUCUGGAUGUAGAAAUCUGUUGCUUUUCCCAGUUGGGGCAACCUCAGUUUGCUGUGCUGUCUGCAAUGCAGUCACUGGAGUUCCUCCUCCUGGCACAGAGAUGGCUCAGCUGGUAUGUGGAGGCUGCCACACUUUGCUCAUGUACAUUCGUGGCGCGACAAGUGUCCAAUGCUCAUGCUGCCACACUGUCAAUUUAGCCUUGGAAGCAAACCAAGUGGCACAUGUGAAUUGUGGGAACUGCAGGAUGCUGCUGAUGUACCAGUAUGGAGCUCGAUCUGUCAAAUGCGCAGUCUGCAAUUUCGUUACAUCAGUUGGGGCCUCUGCAAGCACUCCAGAGCAGAAAUUCAGCACUGCUUGAUCUUGUGGUUUCACUUGCGAUCUUUUACUAAGUACUCGUCGACAACAAUUGAAUCAAAACGCCAGUGGCGUGGAGCAAUGAAAACUUCAACUCCAAGUCACAAUGUAUAGAGUUGAUCUUCCUCCUUUUUAAUUUCCCUUUGAAUAAACCAGUUUUGGAGAAGUUUGUGGUUAUUUGAACUAUAUAACUACUAUCAAAAAGUUUAUAAUGUUGAGAUAAGGAGUAGAUUUCUGUUUUGGAAAUGGAAAGACUGGACAAUCUGAAUCUCAAUGGCUUGGAAGUCACAGAGACACAUAAUGGUGGUGGCCCAAAAGAGAUAUUUAGAAACAGAAAGACAAGGUUCUGGGAAAAAGGGUAUUUGUGGUUGAAAGCAAAAGAAGAGAGCUUUCAUGGUGAAAACCAUAGCCCAUAGGAAUUCCUUGGGGGCAGGAAGAUCACUUUCAAAAUCCAGAAAGAAUCUUAAUCCAUGUCAUUUUCACAGUUUUCCUCUUUCAAGUUUUGGGUUAAUGUGGUUUUAUAGUCUUGUAUGUCAAUUUAACAAGCAAGUCUCCAUAGUCCAUACUAUGAUUCUAAUUGUGGUUUAUUCAUCUUCGAACCCCUUGGUUUCUAAACGUUCACUGAAAUUGGUUAGUGAUUACCAAUAGAAUCAGCUCAUGUUUGAAAA
Messenger RNA from Linum tenue, 1714 nucleotides. Lineage: Eukaryota; Viridiplantae; Streptophyta; Magnoliopsida; Malpighiales; Linaceae. The record is from the annotation of a GenBank genome assembly.